AUGGUAACUAUAUUAUUACAGGGUAAGGAAAAAUUACAUAUUAACGUUGUCGUUAUUGGUCACGUCGAUUCUGGUAAAUCUACCACCACCGGUCACUUAAUCUACAAGUGCGGUGGUAUCGACAAGAGAACUAUUGAGAAGUUUGAAAAGGAAGCCGCCGAAAUGGGAAAAGGUUCCUUCAAGUAUGCUUGGGUUUUGGACAAGCUUAAAGCUGAAAGAGAAAGAGGUAUUACCAUUGAUAUCGCUUUGUGGAAGUUUGAGACUCCAAAGUAUCAUGUUACCGUCAUUGAUGCCCCAGGUCACAGAGAUUUCAUUAAGAAUAUGAUCACUGGUACCUCCCAGGCUGACUGUGCCAUCUUGAUUAUUGCUGGUGGUGUUGGUGAGUUUGAGGCUGGUAUUUCUAAGGAUGGUCAGACCAGAGAGCAUGCCUUGUUAGCCCAUACUUUGGGUGUCCAGCAAUUGAUUGUUGCUGUCAACAAGAUGGACUCUGUCAAAUGGUCCGAGGACAGAUUUGAAGAGAUUAAGAAGGAAGUGUCCAACUUCAUCAAAAAGGUUGGUUACAACCCAAAGAAGGUUCCAUUCGUCCCAAUUUCGGGUUGGAAUGGUGAUAAUAUGAUCGAGCCUUCUCCUAACUGCCCAUGGUACAAGGGAUGGGUUAAGGAAGGAAAGUCCGGUGUUGUUAAGGGCAAGACCUUGUUGGAGGCUAUUGACGCCGUCGAGCCACCUUCGAGACCAACCGGUAAGCCAUUGAGAUUGCCAUUGCAAGAUGUCUACAAGAUCGGUGGUGUUGGUACCGUUCCAGUCGGAAGAGUUGAGACCGGUAUUAUUAAGGCAGGUCAGACCGUUGUCUUUGCACCAGUCGGUGUCACCUCUGAGGUUAAGUCCGUUGAGAUGCAUCAUGAAACUUUGGUUGAAGGUGUUCCAGGUGAUAACGUUGGAUUCAACGUUAAGAAUGUCUCUGUUAAGGAGAUCAAGAGAGGUUAUGUUGCCGGUGAUGCCAAGGACGACCCACCAAAGGGUGCUGCUUCUUUCACGGCUCAGGUGAUUAUCUUGAACCAUCCAGGUCACAUCCAGGCUGGUUACUCUCCAGUUGUUGAUUGCCAUACUGCUCAUAUUGCCUGCAGGUUCGAUGAGUUACUCCAGAAGAUUGAUAGAAGAACUGGUAAGGUGACUGAAGAUCACCCUAAGUUUGUCAAGAGAGGUGAUGCCGCUAUGGUUAAAAUGGUUCCAAGUAAGCCUAUGGUUGUUGAGGCCUUUACCGAUUACCCACCUUUGGGAAGAUUUGCUGUUAGAGAUAUGAGACAGACUGUUGCUGUCGGUGUUGUCAAGUCCGUUGAGAAGACUGAUAAGUUUGCCGUUGCUGCUGCCAAGGCUAAGAAAUAA
This is a messenger RNA of Brettanomyces nanus, 1383 nucleotides long. Its product is annotated as translation elongation factor EF-1 alpha. The record is from RefSeq and is a predicted model, not a curated record. The transcript has 2 exons. NCBI's taxonomy places the organism in Eukaryota, Fungi, Ascomycota, Pichiomycetes, Pichiales, Pichiaceae. The coding region runs from base 1 to 1383 and encodes 460 amino acids. Gene Ontology annotation, biological process: translation; translational elongation. Gene Ontology annotation, molecular function: translation elongation factor activity; GTP binding; GTPase activity.